Paramuricea clavata is the source of this 2620-nucleotide messenger RNA. The record is from the annotation of a GenBank genome assembly. NCBI's taxonomy places the organism in Eukaryota, Metazoa, Cnidaria, Anthozoa, Malacalcyonacea, Plexauridae.
AUGGAAACACGUACCCAAGAACUUAACCCUAGUUUUAAUCGUCGAUCCAGAACGGAACUCACGGGGAAUCGAACAAGACAUUUGAUCACGUUCAAUCCGAAUUCGGCAAAACCCGGGGAAGAAAUCUAUGUGAAUAUUCCCAAACUCAAACCGGAUUCUGUUCUCGUUCCCGAUAGUAUGGCAUUAAUUUUCGACUUUAAAAAUGCCAACGAAAAAUCAUGGUUCCGAAAUAACUUGGGAAAAUUACUACAAAAAAGAUUGGAGAUUCGUCUUGCCGGUGAAAAAGUCUACAAUAACAGCGGUGAAAGUUUACUGGAAAUUUACAAAGACUUGUGGAUGGAUGAAAAACAACGCGCGGAUAUGAUCCAGGACGGAAUUACAACCGAAGCCGUUCGUAAGAAAAUUUCCAAGGACGACGAAGCGAAUGCUGAUGCCGAUGCGACUGCACUGUUUGGAAUUUUCGGGACGAAACAACGGUUAAAAAUUACAAAGAUUUUAGGCGAUCACGGAUUGUAUGCACCGUAUCAUUCCGCCAACGAUCUUCAAUAUGUGAUCACGUUACCACAAGCUUCCGAAAUCAUGAAUGCACAAAGCGGAGAAAAUGUCGAAGGGUAUUCUUUGGAAAAUUUAGAAUUAGAAUACGAAAGUAUCGAAAAUGUGAAUCUUGCACGAAAAUCCGAAAAUCUUUACGGAGCCGAACGCGAAUUAUCUUUUGAACAUGCCACGUUGAUGAAAAAGACCGAAUGGGAUAAAAGUUUAACGAUCGUCAACGAAACCGUCAAUCUUCCACGACGAAGUAUGAAAGCCAUCGUCAUGCUUUUUACGGAAAAAACACCGACCGAUAGCGAAGAAUACGUCUUCCCGAAUAUCGACAGGGUCAAAGUCACAAUCGAAGGUGUUCCGAAUGUUGUGUACAGUCAGGGAAUAACGAAGACGAGGAUGUACGAAGAAGCCAGACGUCUUUUUGGUACCGAUCCGAACGGACAACAAUCCCUGAUCAAAUUUUACAAAGAUAAAAAAUUUGCAUUGGUCAUCGACCUGCGGACGGCAAACGAUGCAAAAACCUAUGGAAACGGAGUGAAAAUUCAAAAUACACAAUCCGGAAUUCUCAUCGAAAUUACGAAAAAAGCGACGACUGCCAAUGUUCUCUGUUACACGUUCGUUCUUUCGGACGGUGUGAUCAAAAUGGUCAACGGACAAUUGAGUGGUGUACGAUAUUAAAAUAGGUGUGAAUCACACCCCUUUUUCAUAUUUUUUGAAAAUAUGAAAAAAUACCAAGAGAUCCUAUUCUGUUUUUUCAUCCUCCCCUUUCACGUCUUCUGUUCCCUUUCUUCCAUACACGUGUUUCACCGUCGUCACACCGCCACUUAAAAUCCCCAAAUACGGAAUGUACGGUGAUAUUCUUUCCACGAGACUUUUCACGUCGCUUUUUAAUAAUUUGUCCUGACCCAAUUCCUCUUUUAAUUCUUCGCCGCUAUCGAUCAUGUGAAGAUUUUCCAACAAUCCCGAAAAUUUUUCGAUCAAUGUUUCCGUGAGUAAAACGUUUGCCUUUUCACGUUGAUUCAGAGUGUAUUCCCGCUUGAUCUUAAAAAUAACCUUGGGCGGUGCUUUUUUCAAAUAAUUUUCGCACUGUGUAAUUUCACCUGUAUUCGAUAACCGGAUUAAUUCGGCACGCGUAUCUUCGAAUAGUUCUUGUUCCGUUUUUUCAUGGGUUGUAUUCUCUUCCCCUUCCAUUACUUGUACUUUAUUUUAUAAUGAUACGGAUGAAUUAAAUUUAUUUCCAGGUACGAAUAUUUAUUUUCUUUUAACUUUUCACGAAUAGAUCUUAGUUUCUGCGGAUCCUCGUCCCCCAAAUAUUCGUCCAGAAUAAUUUUCAUGUCCUGCCUGUUCGGAUUGUAAAACGUUACCAGUUUCUGAAUAUUUUCGCGGUACGGUUUGGCAAUCGAUGUCAACUGCUGUGUGAUCACGAUCGUUGAAAUCUGACGAUGACGUGCACCGAAUCCUAAUUUCACCAAUUCGCUCGUACGAUUCUUUACGGAUUUUGUACUGGCACAAUCGUCCAGGAUAAUCAAUGCGUUAUCUUUUCCCGAUGCAUAAUUCACGACGGAUUUUAACAAAUCUUCCACGUCGUCGUGAUGACACGGAAUGACAAAAAAGUUGGGAUCGUCGUAAAUAAAAUUCCGAUCGUAUGUCCUAUUCCAAUGAUACGUUGGACAGAUUAAAAAGAUUUCGGAAAAUUGACGAAAAUACGUCGUCUUCAACUCUUCGAUUAGAUAAUGUGUUUUUCCACAUGCCGUCAUUCCUACGAUGAUCAUGUUAAACGGGUUCAUUUAAUUAAAAGAUGGGAUGUCUUUCUUCAAAAUCCGGCGAAACUCAAAAGCAGAAUAAAAAUCACAAGAGACGUAAAAUGUUUAGUCUGGGAUUCGGAUUCGAUCACGGGGAUGCGACGACGAGCAUUCAUACACAGAUCGGAUAUUCUAGUAUGACCGUUAAAAAAUACGAUGAAAAACAAAAAGAUGAAAUUAUUCCUGUGGAGAAUCUUAUUAUGGACGAGUCUAAUCGGCUGUCUUCUGAUCCCGAUCACGUUCGAACUGUUACUGAUAGUAAUAAUCCUGAAUAA